AUGGUGCAAACCCAGAUGCGGUCUGCCGCGCCUGGUGGAGACGUUUUAGAUAUUUUCCUCCCGUCCGCCGGAAGAGAAGAAAGACCCCGUUUCCUGUCUCAUCUUGCUGCCAGUCGCGCCUUGUCUCCCAUCGGUGUCAAACGCAGAGGAGGCAACAUCUCCGAAGGGGGGGAAACAAACAACGGACAAGCCUUCAACGGCCUGGUGGAAGAGCGAAGAAAGGAGAAAGGGACAAGAAAGAAAAAGAAGAAAAAGAAAAAAAGAGAGAACAAGGUCCAUUUCCUUCCCCUUGCGAUAUAG
Molecule: messenger RNA, 300 nt
Organism: Trichophyton verrucosum HKI 0517
Lineage: Eukaryota; Fungi; Ascomycota; Eurotiomycetes; Onygenales; Arthrodermataceae
Exons: 2
Coding region: 1-300 (99 amino acids)
Source: RefSeq, a predicted model, not a curated record